UUGGAUUGAAACGUGAAUUGUCAAGGAUGUCCCUAAGGGUUUGGAGUAUUGUAGUCAUACUGUAUCAAACUAUAAUAUGCCUGAUCAUCAGCUGGUACACCCUCGAAUGUCACUUCGCCCCUACCAGCACGGAACUGCACGAGGUGACCCUGAUAAAGCUGCUAUACCUCUAUGACCCGGAAGCAUGCGGCAGGGUACACUUCUACAACAUCACCAUGAAAGACACCAGGGAAUCCUACUCCACGAUCAUGUGGCUUGUGAAAAACAGUAUGGCUUCGGCUUUCAGGAGCAAAAUCCAUCUAUGGCUAUGUCUUCACGUGCUGUGGUUUGGACUCUCCAUCGCCAACGGGACGCAUGGACAAAGGCAUUGCGGCUUUUAUGCAGUUGUGGUACCGUUCACCAUCACCGGCGUCACACUGCUAGUCGUGGAUCUGAUCUAUAUGUCACUGUUCCUCCAGAAUGUUCAACAGACCAAUUCGCAGAUCUCAAUCCUCAACUUCAUGAACUCAAGCUCCCCAAGCAGCAUCCGAUGGAUCAACAGGCCAUUCCCCUGGCCGGCACAGUACGUGUGCGAUGAAGACAGCACCUGGAUCUCGCUGUUGUUCGCCUACAUCAGCUGCAGAGGUGUCGUGCAGUGGAUCAUCAACUUCUGGUUCAUCAAAGACAAUUAUUACGAAGGUCUUGCAGCUUACCAUCGUCUUCAAAGGGAGAAAUCAAGGCUAAGAUCAAAGGCGUGACAAUCUAUAGUCAAUCUCUUAUUCCUUUUGUUUGUGGACCUACAAAGGCUUGUGUAUGAAGACUUCACAUUAUGCUUUCACGAGAUUAUCUGCAGAAGUAUAACAUCAUACAUAAUAAAAAAUAUAUUUCGUAUGACGUCAC
Molecule: messenger RNA, 879 nt
Organism: Pararge aegeria (speckled wood butterfly)
Lineage: Eukaryota; Metazoa; Arthropoda; Insecta; Lepidoptera; Nymphalidae
Exons: 5
Coding region: 27-737 (236 amino acids)
Source: RefSeq, a predicted model, not a curated record